GGCUUUUGUAGGAGGAGGAUUUUCGUUUACCAAAGCUGGGGAUUCAAAUUUUAUAACAUAGGUGGUAGCGUUGAGAUGGAAAAACGAUGAUUUCGGAAAUGAUCAUGGAACAAAGAAGAUACAAGCCAGGGAGGAAGAGAAGAUUGUUGGCAGUAUGCGCCUUCGCUGUUUUUUUGUGGAGCGUAGUUUCAGCUCAAUUGAGAUAUUCGAUCUCCGAGGAGGUCAACGAAGGAACUGUGGUUGGAAACAUAGCAAAGGAUCUGGGAUUAGAUAAAAGCACCCUGAAAGAAAGGAGGUAUCGGAUUGUUUCGAGUGGAGCGGAUUCCAUUUUCCAUGUAAAUCAAAACGACGGCAUCCUGUAUGUGAGCCGAAAGAUCGACAGGGAAGAGGUAUGCGCUCAGAGUAGUACGUGCGUCAUAAAUCUAAAAACCGUUCUGGAAAACCCACUGGAAAUCCAUUACGUCGAGGUGGAAGUUCUGGAUAUAAAUGACCAUUCUCCAAUGUUUCCAGAAGAAGAGAAAACCCUCGAGAUUUCAGAAUCCGUGUUGCCCGGAGCAAGAUUUCAGUUAAAAGCGUCGCGGGAUCGAGACAGUGGCCCGUUCUCUGUACAGCAAUAUAAACUAAGCCAAAACGACAAUUUCCGUUUGGAAGUUAAAGAUAAACGAGACGAUGGUAAAAUACCUAUACUGAUUGUCAAAAAAUCUUUAGAUAGAGAAACUGCAAGAAGCCACUCAUUAAUACUGACGGCACUGGAUGGAGGUAAACCUCCGAAAUCUGGUAAUAUGAAGAUUAUAAUUCAGGUUUUGGAUGUGAACGAUAAUGUGCCUGUUUUCUAUAAAGAUGAUUAUUCUGUGACGCUGAAAGAAAAUGCUCUAGAAGGUACAGAAAUCAUUCAAGUGAAUGCCACGGAUUUAGAUGACGGUCCAAACGGAGAUGUAGUUUACUCCUUCAGUAAUAGUAUGAAUCAAGACAUAUUAAACCUAUUUGAUAUCAAUCCAUUGACAGGACAGAUAACUGUAAAAGGUUUAAUAGACUAUGAGGAGAAGGAUGUCUAUGAAUUAGAAAUUCAGGCAUCAGAUAAAGGUCUGGCUCCUCUUACAACAGAGAAAAGUGUCAUUAUUAAGAUAGCAGAUGUGAAUGAUAAUGUACCUGAGAUUGAGGUGACCUCAUUCUCUAGCUUCAUCCCUGAAGAUUCAAGACCUGGAACUACAGUCGCUCUUAUCAGUGUAAAUGACUUGGACUCUGGUCUCAAUGGGAAAGUAAUUUGCUCCAUAGGUGAGGAUGUUCCUUUUGUUCUAUCACCAUCCCUAAAAGACAAAACGUUCUCAUUAGUAACCAAGUCUCCACUAGACAGAGAGAAAGUAUCACACUAUGACCUGACUAUAACGGCUAAAGAUGCUGGCCAGCCCCCAUUAUCAUCUGAAAAGACAAUAAGUGUUGUUGUCUCAGAUGUGAACGACAACAGUCCAGAGUUUUUACUGAGUCCUUAUACUUUCUAUGUCAGUGAGGGCAAUGAUCCAGGAGCUUCAGUAUUUUCUGUUAAAGCUUCUGAUCGUGAUGAGAACGAUAAUGCUCUGAUAUCCUAUCAUAUUGUCAGAGAUGGAAGCGAAGAUAAUAAAAUAUCUUCAUUUCUAAACAUAAACUCUGAUAAUGGACGAAUCACAGCACUGAAAAGUUUUGACUUUGAGACUCUGAAAACUUUCCAGUUCCAAGUUGUAGCCACAGAUUCUGGUUCUCCGUCAUUGAGCAGCAACGUCACAGUGAACGUGUUCAUUCUGGAUCAGAACGACAACGCUCCAGUCAUCCUGUAUCCACUCAGCUCCAAUGGCUCUGCUGAAGGAGUGGAGGAGAUUCCACGCAAUGUGAACGCAGGACACUUGGUGACUAAAGUCAGAGCCUAUGACGCUGAUAUAGGAUAUAACGGCUGGUUGCUGUUCUCACUGCAGGAAGUUACUGACCACAGUCUCUUUGGUUUGGACCGCUACACAGGACAGAUCAGGACACUUCGCUCGUUGACAGAGACAGACGAGGCUGAGCAUAAACUGAUCAUACUGGUCAAAGACAAUGGGAACGUUUCACUCUCAGCAACAGCUACUGUCAUUGUCAAACUGGUGGAGCCCAAAGAGGCUUUUGCAGCUUCUGAUGUUAAAAGUGCAGCAAAACUAGACGAAGAGGACAAUGUUACAUUUUACCUGAUGAUAACUUUGGGCUCAGUUUCAGUUCUUUUUCUCAUCAGUAUCAUUGUGCUGAUUGCAAUGCAGUGCUCCAAAUCCACAGACUAUACUUCUAAAUAUCUACAAGAACCAAAUUAUGAUGGGACACUGUGUCACAGCAUCCAGUACCGAUCUGGAGACAAACGAUACAUGUUAGUUGGACCCAGUAUGAGUAUAGGAUCUACUAUAGUCCCUGGCAGUCAUGCAAAUACUCUAGUGCUACCUGACAGGAGGAGAACAUCUGAGGAGGUAAGACAGCUUCAAACAACCCUUUUUUCCCUAACAAGAAUUACUUCACAUCUAUUUCAGUGGUUAUGGUUUGUGGAAAACCGGUAUGCUGAUAACUAACACAAUUUUAAAUGAACAAUCGCAGAUGUCUUCACUUACUUGUGUUGAUAUUUUUUUUAUAAGAAACAAAUUAUAACUCUUGUAAUCAUCUAUUGCAUGAGCAGAAAAAAAACAACUUCUUACAGGACUAAACCAUAUCAAACUAAAGAUUCACAACAAAAAACUAUCCACAGAGGUGUGUAUUGUGAACAAACUACAAAUGUAAUGCCAAUUGGUCUCAGUCGCUGUCCAUGGUUUCGAUCAAAUUAAUCCUUUUUUCCCCAGCAUGUGUUCAUUGGUUUUAACAGAAUUACAUUACA
This is a messenger RNA of Mugil cephalus (flathead mullet), 2860 nucleotides long. RefSeq names its product protocadherin alpha-3-like. The transcript has a single exon. Gene Ontology annotation, molecular function: calcium ion binding. Gene Ontology annotation, cellular component: plasma membrane. The coding region runs from base 87 to 2561 and encodes 824 amino acids. Gene Ontology annotation, biological process: homophilic cell-cell adhesion. Lineage: Eukaryota; Metazoa; Chordata; Actinopteri; Mugiliformes; Mugilidae. The record is from RefSeq and is a predicted model, not a curated record.